AGCAAUUGUUAUUAUAAUGCAAAAAUCGAAAUAAUUCCGCUGAUCCGUGAUGUAUUUAAUUGUGCGGUACUAAUAAUUGAAAAUCAAUAUCGACCAGUGCCGCUGACCACAAAAUGUAAAUGUGAAGUAUCCUUACCAACUUGAAACUUAAUUGGAUAAACAAAGCAAAUUGACAGAGCCCCAGAUCAGAUAGUAUUAGUUACUAAAUCUACGCCUUUCGGAUUCCACAGACUCCGAGGGCACGUCAUCAUCGGCGACGGUUCGUCGUUGAUUUCCCGAUAAGCUAAACAAAGCCGCCUGAGGAACGGAACUGAAGAACCGCACCCUUAACGAAGACGAAGAAUCAGGGGAACCAUGCCGAUACUAUACAGCGUUAUAUCGCGCGGCACCACCGUGCUGGCCAAGUACGCGGAGUGCGUCGGCAACUUUGCCGAAGUGACGGAGCACAUAAUCGGCCGGAUCGGGGUGCACAACCACAAGAUGACCUACACACACGGCGACUACCUGAUCCACUACACCUGCGAGAACAAGCUGGUCUACAUGUGCAUCACCGACAACGAGUUCGAGCGUUCCCGGGCCUUUCUCUUCUUGGCCGAUGUCAAGCAGAAGUUCAUCCAGACCUACGGCCUGCAGGUGGCCACCGCCAUCGCCUACUCCAUGAACACCGAGUUCUCCAAGAUCCUGGCCGACCAGAUGGUCUACUUCAGUCAGUCCCGCGAGGUGGACACCAUUUCUCGGGUGCAUGGACAGAUAGACGAGCUAAAAGACAUAAUGGUUAAGAAUAUAGACAGUCUGCGAGAUCGCGGCGAGAAACUGGAACUGCUGGUCAACAAGACCGAAAACUUGAGCAAUAAUUCCGUUGCAUUCCGCAAGGCCUCGCGAAAUUUGGCGCGGCAAAUGUUCUGGAAGAACAUCCGCAUCUACGUGGUGGUCGGCCUGGUGAUAACCUUCAUUGUCUACGUGAUCGUCAGCAUGGCCUGCGGUGGCCUCGCCUGGCAGUCCUGCGUCUAGGAUGCGCUUUAAAGUUGUUUAUAUUGUUAUAGGCUCAUAACACAUGUAUAUUUGCAUAUAAAAACUCUACGGUACUCUCAUUAUCUAUGUUCUACGUAAUAAAUGUGAAUGUAAACAGGA
Messenger RNA from Drosophila takahashii, 1131 nucleotides. It is a transcript of the gene Vamp7, whose product is annotated as Vesicle-associated membrane protein 7. Lineage: Eukaryota; Metazoa; Arthropoda; Insecta; Diptera; Drosophilidae. Gene Ontology annotation, molecular function: SNARE binding; SNAP receptor activity. Gene Ontology annotation, biological process: vesicle fusion; exocytosis. Gene Ontology annotation, cellular component: membrane; SNARE complex. The record is from RefSeq and is a predicted model, not a curated record.